AUGUCUGUACCAAAAAAAAGAAAAAUUAGUGAAUUAAAUGUUAUUAGUUGUAGUAGCAGAGAACUUCAAAAUUCAUGGACUGAAGAUUAUGGUAUUGUUAAAAAAGGCAAUAAAGCAGUAUGUAUUUUAUGUUCAACCAUGAUAGUAUGUAGAACAUCAUCUGUUAAACGACAUGUUGAAACUAAUCAUAAUUUUCUUUUGAAAAAAAAAAAAAAAUAGUAUAUUCUACAAGCAAUUAAGAACAACAAUUUGCAGACAAAUACUUUAAUGAAGUUAGUGGGUAGCAAUUCAAAUAUUGUUGCCGCAAGUUUUGCUGUAUCAAAUGUUUUUGUAAAGCGCGGAGAGCCCUUUUGCGAUGGAGAAUAUAUUAAAGAUUUGAUGCUGGAGACUGCACCAGUCUCAUAUCUUCGAAUAAAGAAUUUACCCAUAACCAGAAAUACUAUAAAAGAUCGGAUUUUAAAAAUUGCAGAAAAUAUCACAAAUCAACAAUUUGCAAAUUUCAAGUUGUGUAAUGUAUUUUCAAUUUGUCUUGAUGAGAGCACUAAUAUUACUGGUUCAGCUUGA
Molecule: messenger RNA, 564 nt
Organism: Cinara cedri
Lineage: Eukaryota; Metazoa; Arthropoda; Insecta; Hemiptera; Aphididae
Source: the annotation of a GenBank genome assembly